AUUCCUCAACCGAAAGUACAUUAAAGAAGUACAGAUUAUUAUUAAUAUUAAUAAACCUCGGAAAGUUGUAAAGUUAUGUGUUAAGUGAACGAAUAAAUUACCGUCUGAUCUGAAAAUGUGAAAUAGGACUCCUUGAAAAUAAUUUUAUCGAGCAGUUUUAGUGAGAUAGCUUUUGAAACAAAUUUUUAUUUUUGAUAAACUUCCAACAUGAAUAAGUUCUCAUCAUUCAUCGAACUCUUGGUUAAGCAAACCUGUCGUAGAGCUUCACAUGAAUUUGAAAUGGGAUCCAAGCAUUCUUCAGCUCCUCUUCCAAUUAUAUCUGAACAUGAUGCUACAGGAAUAUAUUCCCUGCAGUUUCUGAAAUCAUUACAUGACAAACCAAAAGAUAAUAUUUACAAAUUGUUGAAGUCUCCAGAUGAUCUGAAUAGUAAACAGUCACCUAAUGGCUUGAACUGGCUAAACAGUAGUGAGUUCUCUGACAUUGAAAGAAAAACGCUGUUGGAAUUCCUGAAGAAAGUGAAAAACAUGUCUCCAUCAAAAGCACAAAAUUGGAUUGAUUUACAUCAUUAUAUGCAUUAUACUUACAGGAACUUUGUCAAUCCAAAUCCGGAUCCUUCAGCAGAGAAACUUUCACCUUUUUUUAAUGCAGAAAUGAAGGAAUUAGUCAGAAGUUUAUUGGAAGAAGACGAGAGUCAACUCUAUCUAAGAGUACUGGCAUUACUUAGAGAAUACUGCAUAUUCGCUCAGUGGAACUACAGCAAAUGUGAUAAGGAUCAUGCAAUCACUAGACUCUUUUAUUAUUACGAAGCCAUGCUAUCAGCGGCGAAAAACCUGAGUUCUGUAUUCGCUGAUCUGGAAGUGAUAAUUUAUAAGACCUAUUCAGUGUGUUGGAUCGACUUUAAUACUUGUGUGUUCAUCAGAUACUUCUUCGAAACCGACUUUGUGCAGAAGAAGAUAUAUCAUUGUUUAGAGACCAAAAUGAGUCCAGGCGACACUCCGCCGAUGUUUGGUCUACUUGAGGAUUUGAAAAAUUUAUGGAUCAAGGAACAAAAACGUAUUAGGAAAAUCAAUGACGAUCACAGUUUAGUAGAAGGUACAGUUCCAUACUAUAUCGAGGAAGCCAUGAUAGGAAACCAUAAAAAAGUGCUCACCAGCAAUUUUUGGAUGGAACGUUCACAAAAAGAGAAAGAUGAUUUAGAUUUAAGGAGGUUAGACCAUCACUUCUUUCGAUUACUAAGUGACCCAUUUUUCCAUCCAGCUGGACCAAUUCUGGAUCGGAACGGCCAGUGUAUAUGCGAGGAAUGUUUGAUAUCGAAAUACGAAUGCAUGUUGGAGGCUGACAAAGAUCAGGUCAACGAGGAGUUUCUGAGGAAUGUCAAUCGUGUGUUGUACUGCCGAAGGUGUCAAAGCCUUGUCGAUCUGGAGUCGUUUCAUCAACAUAUUAAUAGUCAUGCAGUGGCAGAAAUGGAGACGACCAAACCGCCAGACCGAACCCCGCUCAACCACCUGCCCACCGAAAAACACCCUGUAGAACUCGACCCCGACCUGCUCUCCACCGAGGAAACCGACAAAGACGACAGGCGAUCGACGUCCGAGGCGAGGAGGACCACCUGCGACAUCCACUUCACCAGGCCCGAGCACGACUUGGAGGAACUCAACUGCACCAAGCUGAUCUUCGAGGAAUUCCUCAAACACAAGAGCGCGUGCCUGAAGAACGAGCAGAUGGUCGACAAGAACGCGAGGAACUUCAUCAAGAUCAAGAAGGACAUCUUCAAGCAGGCGAACGGAAGCGAGGCUGUGGCGAAACGACCGCUGACCGCCAUACCGAAAAAAUACGAACGAGAGAAUGAGAAAGUCGGACUGAAGAAUGGAAUGCCCCCCGAAAAGUCUCAACUAUCCACAUUGGCGAAACAAAAUUGUGAUGAUGAGCACGAGGUUGAAGAAGCAACAAACGUCUGUCAAAGUCGUGUGGGCACCUGUGAGCAUCACAAAGAAUCUCAGAAGUGUGAUUGUACCUAUUGUGAAGUAUUCGGAACAUCCGCCAUGACGCAUACCCAUCAGAAUAACGAACUGAGGGAUCGACUGAGGAUACGUCUGCAUCAGAGGCGCGACAAGAGGACCAAGGAAACGUGUAAGAAUACCAUGGUGAACGGCAACAUCACAGGGACAAAUCCAGCUAAAGUCAAAACUGCCAUCAGUAAGGUGGAGGAGAGGGUGCCAUUGCCAUCUUCCCCGACCAACAUCCCCCCCGCGCCGUCCGUCAAGUCGUCGGAUUCUUCUUUGGCGACGACCUCGGGCCAAGACGACAUCCACGGCCUGGUCAACUACAUCGAGGGCCACACGGGAAUGGACAAGGUCGAGCUGGCGCAGAAGAAGGCGGCCAAGAAGGCCCGGCAGCGGAUGAAGAAGGAGGAAGAGAGGAUAAAAGCUGAAGAAGAACAAAAGAGGUUAGCAGAAGAACAGAGGAGAAAAGAGGCCGAGAAGAAGAAGGAACAGGCUAGAAAGUUAGCUGAAAUUGAGAAGUCUAAAGCUGCUGCGGAAGCUGCAGCUGCUAAAGCUUUGAAAGAGCUGAAGAAAAAGUCGAAGAAAGAAAGGCAAGCUGAGAAGCGCCGGAUGGCCCAAAACCCACACAACCCCACAACGACGGAGAAGAACAAGAGCAAUGUGAUCGAAGAAACCAUCCCAGCGAUGGUGACCAUCAAGAGAGUGGCCGAAACUGGAAGCGGCACGCCUACGGUCACCAUAACUCUCAAAGGUUCCACUCCCGAUCAAGACAAGCUGCUCUACACCCUCGUCAAUGGCUCCGAUGACACGAAUAUUGAAGAGACGAAGUGUAAAGAUUCUACGAAUAAUAAUAACAGUAGUGGCAAAAAGAAAAAGAAGCAGAAAAAGCAGGAACAGACGAAACCUCCGCAACCCGCCGCUAUCGUAAAAAAAGAGAUGACAGUCACUGUAGAGCUCGACCCGAAUAGAAGCAAUCAUGAAUCAAAGCUGUCUGUGAAGCCUAUGACAAAGAAUGUGAUCGAAAAGAAGAAGGCUGCUAAUAAGCAGCAGAAAGAGAACAAAAAGACUGUUGGUGCAGAUGACCUACCUAUUCCUAUGCUCCGUUUACCUCCAGGUAUUACAAUAACGAAAGUGGAAGGACCUGUUCCGAACCGCAACUACCAGGUAGGCAACGUGGAAGACCGCAAGGGCUCGACGAUAAACGUGGACAAAUCGGGGGUGAUCGUCGUCGACACGGAGAAACUCAUUCACAACAACCAGGCCGACGGCGGCCAAGCAAAGUCGAGCAAAACCGGCAAGAAGAACAAGAAGAAGAAGAACAAAAAACCGGCCGAGGUGCCGGCUGAGACUGCGCAGGACGGCAAGAAGAUGAUCACUCUGAAGAACCCCAUAUUCCAGGAGCUCGAGGCUGCAGCGGUCGCUGGCGAACGGCGGCGCAGGCGCAGCGAACCAGAUGCCGCUGAUGCCCGUCGCGAAUCUGAUGCCCAAGACGAACCAGGGUCCUCUAAGUCCUUCUGGAAAUGGUCAGGACUGGACCAAUGUGUUAUGUUUAACGACGUAAAAUCCACUGAAAUGCUAUUUGUAAGGGUGGUCAACACAAAGUAUAACUCUAUGAAUAACGAUAAUAGCAAUAUUUCACUCUAA
Phaedon cochleariae (mustard beetle) is the source of this 3648-nucleotide messenger RNA. The record is from the annotation of a GenBank genome assembly. NCBI's taxonomy places the organism in Eukaryota, Metazoa, Arthropoda, Insecta, Coleoptera, Chrysomelidae.